AUGGGCAUGAUGAACAAGGCGAUAAAAGGGGGUAAGUUCAAAGUUAACAGAUUUUAUAUUGAACUGAUUGGGGCAGCUAAGAUUGACUAUGCUGCUACUGUUUGGCACAAGUUUAUUAUCCCUAAACAGAGGUUCAUUUUCUGGCAAAUCAUCAAUGAACAUCUGCUCACCCGUGAUCAUUUGAGCAGAUUUAUGACCAUUCCCUCGGAUCUUUGUGUGGUUUGUGAGAGAGAUGUAGAAACUCAUAACCAUUUGUUUGUGGAUUGCAUUUAUACCAGGAAACUUGUUGAUAGUGUGGAAACUUGGGCUGGCUGUUUGAGUUGGCCGAAAAGCUUCAGGGAGUUGCAGGAGAGAAAGUGCCUAGCCAAACCCGACCUGGCUGAGUUGAUUAUGAAUGCUAUCUAUUCAGCUACUCUUUACCAGUUGUGGAGAAACAGGAAUGAUUGUCUCUUUAAUGCUAUUUGUCACUUAGUUUCUUUUCUUAGUAAAGAGAUUAAAUGUAUGGUUAAGGCUAGAGUAGUUGGGUUUCAUUGUAACAAUGCAAAAGGAAAAGAUAGUUAUAUAUGGAGGGUAGUGAAUAGUUGGUAG
Cannabis sativa is the source of this 588-nucleotide messenger RNA. RefSeq lists its product as uncharacterized. The record is from RefSeq and is a predicted model, not a curated record. Bases 1 to 588 code for a protein of 195 amino acids. The transcript has a single exon. Lineage: Eukaryota; Viridiplantae; Streptophyta; Magnoliopsida; Rosales; Cannabaceae.